GUUGGCCACCGAAGACUUGCGAUUGACGUGUCCGUUGUCCAAAUAUGUUUGGGGUUCUGUUGCUUUUUCUAUAACUUUGAGAUUUUGCAUGAAAACUCCUAAAACGCUAGUUUCUGGUGGAUACGAUCAUAGUAUUCGCUUUUGGGACUUGAAAACAGCGAAACCGAUAAGAAGUGUUCCUUUUCAUUCCUCACAUAUAAACCAAGUCAAGUUCUCCUUGGAUGGAAGGCUCUUAGCUGUCUGUGGUAACCCAUUGGUGGAAUUCUAUGAUUUGAGAACCAAUACAGAAAAAAGUGUGCAUACUAUCAAUUUUCAUAGCAACAAUGUUACUUGUUUGGCUUUUAAAGAUCAUGGUCCAUUCAUAGCUACUUGUUCUGAAGACAAGUCCCUAGGUUUGUGGGACCUUCGAAUCAUCUCUCCACUACAGAGUUGGAAGAGUUCGUUUCCUUUCAGUUGCAUAUGUUAUGGAAGAGACGAAUCAGAGAUAAUCACUUCAGACUACAGUGGGGCUGCAAGGAUAUGGGACAUUGCGACCCAGAAAGAAUCCGGUCGAUUGAAGACUCGUGACUCUUCUAUUCUCACAGGAUUUCUUUAUGAAAGAGCCCAUUCACUCUUCAUCAUGUUUGGAAGCUCUGGAUUUGUAUAUAUAAGCUUGUUGAGACCAAAAAAGGCCUCUGCAAGUCUUCGAGUUGAACAUACCUAUGUAUAUGGAAAGUCCAAUUAUGAAGUUGAACACGAAGCAAAGGGAUAUUUUGAAAAGAUAACCAAACUCCGCGCCACAAAGAGAUAUGUACUAAAAGCAAGUUUAUCGGAUGAAGGUUUACUUUUGGCAAAUGCAAAUGAAGAUGGCGACAUUAAGUUAUGGGGAGACAAGAACAAUCCUGACGCAUAUAAUGAAAGCAGAUGGCAACAACAAGUUACUCUUGGUAGGCACCAAAAAUGGGUUUGGGAUUGUCAGUUUCUACCUGAAACCAAGUAUUUAGUUUCUGCAUCCUCUGAUAAAAAGAUUCUGUUAUGGAAUUGGGAAAAGCGACUUCUUCUACAGGAAUUUCUAGGUCAUGAGAAGACAGUGACAUCGUUAGACGUAAGUGUUAGUUGAAGUGUUAGUUUAUGUUUGGGUU
This is a messenger RNA of Galdieria sulphuraria, 1121 nucleotides long. RefSeq names its product G protein beta subunit-like protein. The coding region runs from base 89 to 1099 and encodes 336 amino acids. The transcript has a single exon. Gene Ontology annotation, cellular component: TORC1 complex; TORC2 complex. Lineage: Eukaryota; Rhodophyta; Bangiophyceae; Galdieriales; Galdieriaceae. Gene Ontology annotation, biological process: regulation of actin cytoskeleton organization; TOR signaling. Gene Ontology annotation, molecular function: protein binding. The record is from RefSeq and is a predicted model, not a curated record.